AAAUACCCCCGUACCGUAUCUUAAAUACCCCUUCGCCCACGGCCAACGAAACAACAACUCCUCCGCCGCAAGGGUAAAGUAUUGGACAAAUUUGCGAUGGCGGCGUUGGAUCCAGAUGCGGUGGCCAAGGCCUUCGUCGAGCACUACUACUCCACGUUCGACACCAAUCGGGCGGGGCUCGCGAGCCUCUACCAGGACGCGUCGAUGCUCUCUUUUGAGGGGCAGAAAUUCCAAGGCACCCAAAACAUCACCGCUAAGCUCACCAGCUUGCCUUUCCAGCAGUGCCAGCACCAUAUCACCACCGUUGAUUGCCAGCCGUCCGGCCCCGCCGGUGGAAUGCUUGUUUUUGUUUCUGGUAAUCUCCAGCUCUCCGGAGAGCAGCACACUCUCAAGUUUAGUCAGAUGUUCCAUCUGAUGCCAACACCUCAGGGCAGCUUCUAUGUAUUCAACGACAUCUUUCGGCUCAACUAUGCAUAAGGAGAGUCUUGAAUACCAUUUCCUUUGUUUUGGUGAUUGAUGGAUCUUUAUUUUUUAUUCCAAAUAUUGGACAAAAUUACUUGCUCUUGCUGUGCUGUUGAUGCUUUGUUACAAUGACCAAGAGUUUUUUUCUUGUAUGGUUAUACCAAUCACAUUUUCCUUUCAUAUAUUGGAACCAAUGGUGUCUGACAA
This is a messenger RNA of Salvia splendens (bonfire salvia), 669 nucleotides long. Its product is annotated as nuclear transport factor 2B. Lineage: Eukaryota; Viridiplantae; Streptophyta; Magnoliopsida; Lamiales; Lamiaceae. The transcript is spliced from 2 exons. The record is from RefSeq and is a predicted model, not a curated record. Gene Ontology annotation, biological process: nucleocytoplasmic transport. The coding region runs from base 97 to 477 and encodes 126 amino acids.